AUGUCAUUCACAGUUGAAAAGAAGGUUGGUAGUGCUUAUCCAUAUCGUGCUGCUGGGAGUACCAUUUUAGCAGAAGAUACUCACAAAUUAAAACUAGUUUACAAUAAAUAUAAAACAACUUUAACUCCACCUACAAAGGAUACCCUAAGAUUCAAUUUAAUCUUUUGUCAUGGUACUGGAUUCAAUAAAUCAAUCUGGAAAUAUCAUAUCAAGAAAUUAUAUGAAUUAUCUCAACAACGUGGUACUAAUUGGUUCUUGGAUAGUGUAAUGGCUAUUGAUUUUAUUGGUCAUGGUGAUUCAAGUCUUCUUAAUAAUGGAUUAUUAGGUCCUGUGUAUAGAUGGGAUGAAGGUGGGAAAGAUAUAACCCAUCUUAUAAAACAAGAGAUUUCGUCUACUGGUGAUUUUCAAAAUAAUUUCGAAUCUCGUAAUAUUGUCAUUGGACAUUCGAUGGGAGGUUUUAGUACUAUAUAUGCAGCAUUCCAUGAACCUACUUUAAUUGAUUCAAUUGUUCCAAUUGAACCUGUUUAUUAUGGAGAACCUGAUAGGUUUACUAAGUUUAAGAAGAUAUUCAAUAAGAUUUCACAAAUGAUUAUUGAUAAAUUUGAUAGCAUUGAAGACUUAAAUUAUUUCUUUAAGAAAUUUUCAUUUUAUAAGAAUAUGACUCCAGAAAUAAUGAAAGAUUAUAUGGAUGAUGAAGUCAUUGAAGAAAUCGACCCAGAAACUAAUGAAAAAGUAUAUAAAAUUAAAUGUAUUAAAAGACAUCAAAUGACAGCAUAUUUUGGUCUGUUUACAUCCAUUGCUAGAGGUAUGCAUGUCUUACCAACUAUUCAAGUCCCAAUCUAUCAUGUGAUUGGUGCUAAAGCAGUUUGGAAUCCACCAGCAAGUAUUCCAUGGAUUAGAGGAAAUAUUAAUCCUAAAUAUUUAGCAGGAACUUUUGAUAUUCCAGAAGGUGAACAUCUUUGUAAUGUCGAAAAACCUGAUGAAACAAUAGACAUUAUAGCUAAAGUUCUUACUGAGAGAAAUAGCAAGUAUACACAAGAGAGGGUACUCAUUCCUGAAAUUGUAAAGAACAAAGAUAGACAAGUAAUUGCUGAUGAACAAUUCAGUAAGAUGUUUGAUUUAAAAUUUGACGAUAUUUAUGGUUAUAUCCUUGAUGUUCAAGAUAGACCUGCUCAUUCUAAGUUGUGA
Messenger RNA from Hemisphaericaspora subhashii, 1188 nucleotides. RefSeq names its product triglyceride lipase. The record is from RefSeq and is a predicted model, not a curated record. The coding region runs from base 1 to 1188 and encodes 395 amino acids. The transcript has a single exon. NCBI's taxonomy places the organism in Eukaryota, Fungi, Ascomycota, Pichiomycetes, Serinales, Debaryomycetaceae.